This is a messenger RNA of Lutzomyia longipalpis, 5235 nucleotides long. It is a transcript of the gene Gart, whose product is annotated as trifunctional purine biosynthetic protein adenosine-3. The record is from RefSeq and is a predicted model, not a curated record. Bases 1042 to 5151 code for a protein of 1369 amino acids. Lineage: Eukaryota; Metazoa; Arthropoda; Insecta; Diptera; Psychodidae. Gene Ontology annotation, molecular function: phosphoribosylglycinamide formyltransferase activity; ATP binding; phosphoribosylformylglycinamidine cyclo-ligase activity. Gene Ontology annotation, biological process: adenine biosynthetic process; 'de novo' IMP biosynthetic process. Gene Ontology annotation, cellular component: cytosol. The transcript has 4 exons.
AAGCAGUGGUAUCAACGCAGAGUACUAACACAUCAGUGAGUUUUUUUUGAGUGUUACGUGAAAUGUUAGUUUGUAGUUGUGUGGAAAAAUUUUAAAAUAUUUAUUUUUCCGGGAAAAACUCAUUUUUGCAACUUGGGCCUACACUGGAAAUGCUUAGGGGGGCCCCGGGGAGCUUCAUUAAAAAUUUGGGGGCGCAAUUCGCCGGAUUAAAAAAAACAUUUUAUACGAUUUUUUCUGGCGCGGAUUUUGAAUGUUUUGAACUGGCGAUGCCAAUCAACGCGGCGGAGCUCCCUAAGCCCGGAAAACUCAAUUUCCCAUGAAAAUUCGGCGGAAAACGCGAGAAAAUUGCGAAAAACUGAACGUGUGAGGGAGACAGUAUUAGUGACGUGCACUGUCUCAUUUUCUUUUGAGCAAACAGUGCCAAAAAGUAACAGUGGUGCAUUUUGGAACUACAAUUUAGGGCGCCAAAUUCAAAAAGUAGUCAAAAAAGAUGAAAAUUGUAUGGGGGCGCUACGAAGGGGGGCUCUGGGGGGAAAUGAAUAUCAUUGGUGACAAUCGCUGAUAUAAAAAACAUCUGUACCAAAUUUCAUCGCGAUCAGACAAUCAGACCGGAAAUCCAUUAUUUAUUUAUAUUUCCGGUGUUUUUCCACGCAGAAAAUCCAGGAGGACGAAGAUUUAGGAUAUAAUUUUUGUUUUUCUGUCUUGAUCUCCUUGAUCUGAAGGAAUGUACCCGCGCUGGCCAAUCCAAGAGCUUCUGGCGCGGGAUGUGGAACAUAACCUCACAAAUUGUAGUGAAAGCGCGGGGAUCAGCAAUGCUAAUCCAGAGAAGCCUUUCCUACCACCCCUUACAGUCCACAUGUCAAGUAAUGCAGGAGAAAUGUUUGAAAAGAAAAAUGUUUUUUUUCCUUCCACUGGAACAACUUGUUGAUCAUGUUUUGAGCGUGCGGCAGAGAAUUGCCCUCGUCAGUCUUGUGGUGAUCGCGAUCGAGUGCAAUUGAUUUGAUUAGAAGUAAUAGGAAUAUUCAACGGUUGGAAGGUCAAAUGGGCAAUCGACGUGUUCUCGUUAUCGGAAGUGGCGGUCGUGAGCAUGCCAUUUGCUGGAAGUUAGCACAGAGUCCGUGCGUUGAGGAGAUUUUCUGCCUUCCUGGUAAUCCGGGAUUUUCCGCAUCGCCCAAAAUUCACCUCCUACCCGGACAAUCAGCCAAGCAUGAGGACGUUGUGGCGUUGUGCCAGGAAAAGGGGAUUGAUUUAGUUAUCGUGGGACCCGAAGAUCCCCUAGCACGUGGUCUUGGUGAUGACCUCCGGAAGGCGGGUGUGAAGUGCUUUGGCCCCGGGGCGGCUGGUGCACAGAUUGAGGCUGACAAGGAGUGGGCUAAGAAGUUUAUGUUGCGUCAUGCAAUCCCAACGGCACGUUUUGAAUCCUUCACGGAUGCCACGAAGGCGAAGAAUUUCAUCGAGAGCGCCCCCUUUGAUGCUCUCGUCGUCAAGGCGAGUGGCUUAGCUGCUGGGAAGGGUGUUGUUGUGGCAGCCACGCGUGAGGAAGCUUGUGCGGCUGUUGAUGAGAUUCUCACCACGAAGAAAUUCGGUGAAGCCGGGUCCGUGGUGGUGAUUGAGGAGAAACUAACAGGGGAGGAGGUUUCCGUGCUUGCCUUUGUCGAUGGGCUCACAGUGAGGGUCAUGCUACCAGCGCAGGAUCACAAACGCAUCUGGGAUGGUGAUUUAGGGCCAAAUACCGGAGGAAUGGGAGCCUACUGCCCCUGCCCACUCGUCUCUCCUGAUCAAAUGGAAAUCAUCGCACGGGAUGUCCUGCAGAAGGCUGUUGCUGGACUCCGCAGCGAAGGAAUUCCCUACUGCGGAGUUCUCUAUGCCGGCAUGAUGCUCACCCCGAAUGGCCCCAAAACUCUCGAAUUCAACUGUCGCUUCGGGGACCCGGAGACGCAAGUUAUUCUCCCCCUGCUCGAGAGUGAUCUCUAUGAAAUUGCCCUGGCAUGCUGUGAGGAGCGUCUUGGUGCCAUUGAGAUUGCCUGGAAGACAGAUUUGCACGCUGUUGGGGUGGUAAUGGCCAGUCGUGGGUACCCGGAGACAUCCACAAAGGGCUGCAAGAUCACCGGAAUUGACCAGGUGACAAUGCAAAGUGGCAAGAUUGUCUUCCACAGUGGAACUCGCGUGAAUGCCGAAGGAUGCUUUGAGACUAAUGGGGGACGUGUGCUCAUCAAUGUGGCGCUGGGAAGUUCCCUCGCCAUGGCAGCAGCUGAAGCAACAGAUGCCUGCCAAGUUAUCAACUUCGAUGGAGCUCAAUUCCGCAGAGAUAUUGGCCAGAAAGCAAUUGUCAAGGCAUCUUACAGGGAUAGCGGUGUCAAUAUUGAUGCUGGUGAGGAGUUGGUGAAGAGAAUCAAGCCCUUAGCUCGGGGGACUGACCGGCCGGGUGUUGUAGGUGGCCUUGGUGGCUUUGGGGGGCUCUUCCGUCUGCGUGAGGCAUUGCGCUGUGACGCAGAUGGGCAGGAGAAGCCCUACAGAGACCCUGUCCUCGUCCAGGGUACCGAUGGUGUGGGUACGAAGCUCAAAAUUGCCGAAUCAAUGCAACUUUAUGAGACAAUUGGGAUCGAUUUGGUGGCAAUGUGCGUCAAUGAUGUUCUCUGUGCGGGUGCUGAGCCCCUUGUCUUCCUCGACUACAUUGCCUGUGGCGCCCUGGAGGUCCACAAAGCCGCCAUGAUUGUCAAGGGUGUGGCUGAGGCAUGCCGGGAGUCGCGUUGUGCCCUUGUUGGUGGGGAAACAGCCGAAAUGCCGUAUCUCUAUGAGAAGGGGAAGUACGAUCUGGCCGGAUAUAGUCUGGGGGUUGUUGAGUACGAAGAUAUCCUGCCGAAAAUGAAGGAUAUCCUUCCGGGAGAUGUGGUCAUUGGGCUACCAUCCUCCGGGGUGCACAGUAAUGGAUUUAGUUUGGUUAACAAAGUUAUGGCAGUUGAGGGAUUAAAAUUCACAGAUGAGGCUCCUUUCAGUGCCACCAGGAGUACCUUUGGGAAGGAAUUCCUAACACCCACGAAGAUCUAUGUGCAGGAACUCCUACCCCUCGUUCAGAGGGGAGCUGUUAAGGCCUUAGCGCACAUUACAGGUGGAGGAUUAGUGGAGAACAUCCCAAGAGUCCUGCCCAAUGAUCUCUGUGUUCACAUUAAUGCGGAAAACUUCACGAUUCUUCCUGUUUUUGGCUGGCUGGCUGCCCGUGGGAAUGUGUGUGAAGCCGAAAUGCUCAGAACUUUCAAUUGUGGCAUUGGGAUGGUUGUCAUCUGUACCAGCACCAGUCCAGCAAUUGCCGAACUUGAGAAAUUUGGCGGGAAAGUUUUGGGUGUUGUGGAGAAGCGUGUAAAUGAGGCAGUUCUCGUUGAUAACUUCCGGGAGGAGCUUGAACGUGCCAAAGCACCCUUUGUAGAUGCUUCCCGGACACCCGAAGCCAUCACCUAUCGUGCCAGUGGUGUGGAUAUCACAGCUGGAGAUGAUUUUGUGCGGGAAAUUAAACCUUUGGCAGUUGCUACGACAAAGAAGGGUGUUCUUGGUGGUUUAGGGAGUUUUGGGGCGCUCUUCCGCCUCAAUGAGUGGGAGAGGAAGUUCCAGGAUCCCGUUCUUGUGCUCAGCACCGAUGGGGUUGGGACAAAAUUGAAGCUUGCUCAGGAAAUGGGGAAGCACUACAAUGUGGGAAUUGAUUUGGUGGCAAUGUGUGCAAAUGAUGUGAUUUGUACGGGAGCAGAUCCCGUAACCUUCCUGGAUUACCUCGCCUGUGGGCAUCUGGAUGUCCAGCAAGCGGUGCAAACGCUCAAAGGAGUAGCUGAGGGAUGUCAGCGUGCUGACAGCGCCCUCGUUGGGGGUGAAACAGCUGAAAUGCCGGGAAUCUAUCGGGACAAUGAAUACGAUCUUGCGGGAUUCUCCCUGGGGAUUGUGGAGCGAGAGAAAAUCCUUCCGAAGAUUGAGAAAAUCAUUCCGGGAGAUGUGAUUAUUGGUCUGCCAUCCAGUGGGGUUCACAGCAAUGGGUUUAGUCUCAUUCACUUCAUCAUGCAACGCUUGGGGAAAGCCUGGACAGAUGUGGCGCCUUUUAGUGCGCGUGGGGCGACGUUUGGGGAGGAAUUCCUCAAGGAAACAACAAUCUAUGCGAAGGAAGUGACGGAAGCACUGCAGGCGUGUGAAAUUAAGGCCAUGGCUCACAUCACGGGAGGGGGAUUAGUGGAGAACAUUCCGAGGGUACUGCCGAAUGAUGUUAAGGCUCUCAUUGACUUUAGCAGCGUCAGCAUCCCGCCUGUUUUCCCGUGGAUCCGUCAAGCUGGGAAUGUGCGGAAUGAGGAGAUGCUGAGAACGUUCAAUUGUGGCAUUGGAUUUGUCUUUAUUCUCCACAGAACGGCCCUGGAGAAGCUCCGUCAUGGACUCCUGGGACGUCGUACGUAUCUUCUGGGAUCAAUUGAGCAUCGCAACGGUGAGGAGGCUCAGGUGCAAAUUGAUAACUUCCACGAGAGGCUUGGUUUCUUCCAGAAUCUCCUCAGUACACCCCGGAAGCGUAUUGCUGUGCUCAUUUCCGGGAAUGGGAGCAAUCUUCAGGCACUCAUUGAUGCAUCCAGGGAUACAGCGAGGAAUGUUUGGUGCGACAUUUGUCUCGUUGUGUCCAACAAGGAGGGAAUUUAUGGGCUUGAGAGGGCAAAGAGGGCUUCAAUUCCCAGUGUGGUUCUUCAGCACAAGGCAUUCCCAUCGCGUGAAGCCUUCGAUGAGGCAAUGUCAAGGAAGUUGGAGGAGUAUGGGGUGGAUUUUGUGUGCCUCGCGGGAUUCAUGAGAAUCCUCUCGGAGGCCUUUGUGAAGCGCUGGAAGGGACGUAUCCUCAACAUUCAUCCAUCACUCCUGCCCAAGCAUAAGGGGGUUGCAGCACAGAAGUUGGCUCUCGAGGCUGGGGACGCUGUUUCCGGGUGUACUGUUCACUUUGUCGACGAAGGAGUGGACACAGGUGCCAUAAUUACUCAGGAGAGCGUUCCAGUGCUUCCUGGGGACACCGUUGACAGUCUCUCGGAGAGAAUUCACCGAGCUGAACAUUUGGCCUUCCCAAGGGCAUUGGAGCUUGUUGUCACGGGGCAGGUUACCCUGGGGAGGGAUGGCAAGACAGCCUGGAGGGCAUGGAAAUGAGAAUCUCACAGAAAUGACUUUUUUAUUACAAUUUUUAUGCCAUUUUUAUUACAGAGAAAAACACAAAUAUAUUUUUUGAGCAUU